Neurospora hispaniola is the source of this 1236-nucleotide messenger RNA. Its product is annotated as serine hydrolase-domain-containing protein. Gene Ontology annotation, molecular function: hydrolase activity. The record is from RefSeq and is a predicted model, not a curated record. The transcript has 4 exons. Gene Ontology annotation, cellular component: cytoplasm; nucleus. Bases 1 to 1236 code for a protein of 411 amino acids. Gene Ontology annotation, biological process: secondary metabolic process. Lineage: Eukaryota; Fungi; Ascomycota; Sordariomycetes; Sordariales; Sordariaceae.
AUGAAGUUUCUCUGCCUCCCUGGUGCCUACGGCAGUGCACAGAACUUCGAAGUCCAAUUCGGUCCUCUCGCGAAAGAAUUCAAACGCCGUGGUCUCGGCUCCUUCACCUACUCGCAAGGCACGCACGAAGUCGCCGCGCCCCCCGGUUGGGAAGACUACUUUGGCAAACCCCCUCUCUACCGGUUUCUCGACGUCUCCCAAGGCGAUGCCUUUGAGACUCUGCGCCGGCUGCGCCACGUACCGCGCGGCCUGAACCCCGAAGACACCAUGCGCCAGCUGCAGGGCGCGACGGUCGAGGAGGACUGGCACCAAGAGGCCUGGCGCCACGCUCUGAAUGGCGUGUUCAAGACCAUCGAUGAAGACCCGGAGAUCGAUGCCAUACUUGGCUACAGCGAGGGCGCGAUGGUGGCGGCGAGCACGAUUGUGGAGGAGGUGGAGCGGUGCGCGCGAGAGAAGGGGAGGGAGCGAAGGAUCAAGUUUGCCAUCUUCAUCGCAGGCGCACCGCCCCUCAAAUUCGAAGGGGACAAGCGCAUCACGGCGCAACUAUACGACGAAGUCGGCACGUGCAUCGACAUUCCGACCCUCCACAUCUUUGGCUGCGACGACGCCUUCCUGACCUCGGCAGUCGCCUUGUUCAACGUCUGCGAACCGAGCAGCGCAGUCAUGUACGAUCACGGACUCGGCCACAUUGUGCCUCGUGACGCUGAGAACGUGGCCCGCCUCGGAACCGUCCUCAGCAAUCUCAUCCCAAAAGUCGAGGACCAAAUCAAAAGAGCGGCACACUUCAGCAGGAAGGAAAAGAGGAGGGAGGAAAAGGAGGCGAAGAAGAACAAGCGGAGGGUGGCUGCUGCGGCCGAGGGCGGUCAGGGAGUGGAAGUAGUGCGACCGGAAAUGCACCAGCGCGGACACUCGCACCUUUCUGCUACGUCGACGCAGGGACGCAGCAGUUCGGGCCCGACAACGAGCGGAAGCAUCACGCCGGCGGAAGUGGACUUUACGGCUGGUGAAAUGAGGGACCGGGUGAGGACCGUGGAUUACGGCGCUGAGAUUGCAUGGAAACGGUCUGGGAACCGCAUGGGGAACGGACAAGACUGCAGUAGAAGGGGGGGUAGGGAGUUGGAGUUGGGACGUGAAAAGGAAACGAGCAACGGCAAAUGUUUGAUACCAGCGACGGCAACAACAGUACACCUCGCCGACAUUCAAUAUAAUCAAAGCGCUUAUGUUACUUCGGAUUGA